AAAAUGCUGUGCGAUACAACGCAAAGCGGGACAGGUGGUCACCCUAACUGUAUGUAAUUUUGUCUACAGGGGAAGCUACGUUGAUGGUGUGCAGUCGUAGCCUUGACUGACAAAACAGUUGACAAGAAGUCUAAAUCUGUGACUAUGGAUGAGGUAAAGAAUGCACCUCCACCUCCUCCUCCACCACUUCCACCUCCCCAACUGUCACUCAAACAUGGCUCCAAUACCUCCACCCCACCAUGCCCAGGCCAGGCAGCCAUCCCAUUUGCUCCACAUGAGAGUAAAUACCCAGUCCAGGAAACCAACCCUACAGCAGGGGCACUUCCCGGCACACGGGACGAGCUCACUCCAGACGACGAGCAAGCCAUUCGCAACUUAAUGGCAUUCCUAGGACGUCCUAGGGACGUGGUACAUCAGGUAUACAUGGACUGCAACAAAAACACAGAAGCUGCUGCUAACUUUCUGCUGGACCCAUGAGGGAGCAUUUCCAGCCCAAUUGCCUGUGAUCGACACUGUCCGCCCUCUAUCAUUUAAGUUGUGAUUUGAGCAUUUUCGCAAUUGGAAAGAGCUUUAAAAAAAGGGUGAAAGCAGGAUUAGUUAGUUGCUACAAGUAAAUAGGCUGAAUAUACAAGCAGUGGUUGUAUGUAGUCGUUUGCUAACCUUGUUCCCUGAUUCCUCCAGCCCUUUAACCACUACACCCCCCAGAGCUAAGCCCCCUACCCUGCCUUAGUAAUAAAAAUGAAUGCACGUUUGCACUUAAAGAAAAGGUUGUUUCGAUCAAUGGUCACUUGAGGAAUAGCUCCCACUGCAUGUAUGUUGAAGUAUUGUUACUUGGUCAGAUAGGGCCGUAGUGAUUAGCACCAAAGCGCGUCUUUUAUGUUAUCCAUUUUCAAUAAACCUGGCAGUUUGAA
Messenger RNA from Osmerus eperlanus (European smelt), 911 nucleotides. RefSeq names its product protein enabled homolog. NCBI's taxonomy places the organism in Eukaryota, Metazoa, Chordata, Actinopteri, Osmeriformes, Osmeridae. Gene Ontology annotation, molecular function: protein binding. Gene Ontology annotation, biological process: nucleotide-excision repair. The coding region runs from base 145 to 477 and encodes 110 amino acids. The record is from RefSeq and is a predicted model, not a curated record. The transcript has 4 exons.